Messenger RNA from Pygocentrus nattereri (red-bellied piranha), 5209 nucleotides. It is a transcript of the gene stimate, whose product is annotated as STIM activating enhance. The transcript has 8 exons. Gene Ontology annotation, cellular component: membrane; cortical endoplasmic reticulum. Lineage: Eukaryota; Metazoa; Chordata; Actinopteri; Characiformes; Serrasalmidae. Gene Ontology annotation, biological process: activation of store-operated calcium channel activity. The record is from RefSeq and is a predicted model, not a curated record. Gene Ontology annotation, molecular function: calcium channel regulator activity. Bases 964 to 1884 code for a protein of 306 amino acids.
AGACUCCAUACGCAGCGAGAGGUAAAAGAAGUUGCUGAAGAUAAGGGAGUCUGGGGGCAAAUAUGAUGUACACGUCUUCGUUAUAGGAAACCGAAGGUGGUCUAAAAGGGGGGAAAAAAUCCGUUGAAAUCUGAAUGGAAAAGACUGGACUGAGCUGGAUCCGCUGAGUCUCCGGGUGGGCUCACACAAACGCAGUCCAGCCAGAGGAGCUUCGUCUUCGUCGUAGUGGCAUUUUAAAGAGAAGUACAUGCGUUGCUCUGACAAAACAGCUGUUUUUACCAGCUAGCCAGUCUAGAAACGCUGCUUUAGGUCGCUAACUAUGUUAUAACUGUAAAUUACCCAGGACUGAGAAGUGUACUGUGAUGUAUAUGAGCUGUUUGUUUUGCUAGACCAGCUGCGACUUCGGCGUUGUGAACAUCACGAGCGUCUUAUAACCAGACCCACUUAUCAAAAACUAUUGCGCUUUUCAGCACCGUUAAAACCAUGUAUAUACUUACCGUAACCUACAUGUUAGUAGAGUUAUGACCAGCGGCGUAAACUGUACUUUACAUUUAACGGUAGGUAGCAUAGCAAGCUAACAACUUGCCUUGAAUUAGCUAAAUGCUAGCUAGCUAACCUAACUAACAUACAAGCUGCUUAAAUAACGUUAGGAUGUCCAGCCAUGACUUUCUAACUGAUGUUAGGUAGCUAACAAAUUAAUUAUGACAUGACACGUUCAAAAAUGUAUUAGUACAGUAUCCACUGCAAUAUAUCCCCCAGCUGUCGAGGUCUUGAGGAGGAUGGGAACACAAGAGGAGGGAAAAUCCAUUAGCUAGCUGCUCUUUCCGAUAAGUGAAGCAUCCGCGUAUCGAUUCAGUGCUUACCGUUAUUAGUGAUCCUACAGGGCUUGUACUAUUUUGGGGGAAAGAACUGACACCUACUUUGCACCUUAAGUUGUAAAAUACCCCGUUGGGUUGUACCAGCAUGGCUAGUGCCGGGGUGAGUGCGCUGUCCAGAGCCGGUGACAGGGCAGCACCGGGUCCGCUUCUGUCCGCUUUGGCCCCCUCCAACUCCUCACCUUCGGACACUGACAAGGGUUGCGCCAACGGCGACCUGAUGGACUCCUUCGGCAUCUUCUUGCAAGGCCUUCUCGGAGUGGUGGCCUUUAGCACACUUAUGUUGAAACGCUUCAGAGAACCCAAGCAUGAAAGAAGGCCCUGGAGAAUCUGGUUUCUGGACACCUCCAAACAGGCCAUUGGGAUGCUGUUCAUUCACUUUGCCAAUGUCUACCUGUCUGACCUCACAGAGGAGGACCCAUGUUCACUAUACCUCAUAAACUUCCUGUUGGAUGCUACGUUGGGUAUGUUGGUGAUCUAUGGUGGCAUCAGGGCUGUUAGCGCUGUGGUCGAAUGGAGGCAGUGGGAGUCGCUACGCUUUGGAGAGUAUGGGGAGCCGGUGCAGUGCACUGCCUGGGCAGGUCAGUGUGCACUCUAUAUCCUAAUUAUGAUGUUUGAGAAGGUGGUCAUCAUCCUGGUGCUGCUCAUCCCGCAGUGGAAGAAGCUGGCUAUGCUGAACCCUAUUACAAACCCACAUCUGGAGCUUGCUAUCGUCAUGCUAAUUGUUCCGUUCUUCGUUAAUGCUCUGAUGUUCUGGGUAGUAGAUAAUUUCCUGAUGAAGAAGGGCAGGACAAAAGCUAAACUGGAGGAGAGAGAGGUUGGAGACGACUCACGUGGAAGCAGCAAAGUACGUUACAGACGAGCACUGUCCCAUGAUGAUUCGGAGUCAGAGAUUCUGUUCUCGGCAGAUGAUGAAAUGGAGGAUUCAGACGGUGAUGAGGAUGUACGUAGGCUCACUGGUCUCAAACCUGUGAAGAAGAAGAAGCACCGGCUAGGUAUCCCUGUCUGAUGUCAGAUCAAACACUAGAUUCUCCUUCAUUCAUGUCACUUACUCACCCUACUGCCUUCUGCUGGCUGAAUUUGGAGGACAAAAUUGAGCCAGGCAAUUCAACUUGUGUGCUAGGAUGAGCAUGUAGGAGGAAUAUUGUCACACCUGAGCACAGAACUGCAGGUAGGAACUGAUAUAUUUAAAUACUGAUCAUGGACCUGUUACGCUUUGGGAGCAUCCUAAUCAUGAACUUCUGGGGGAAAAACAAGCAGAUCUGACAGCCAAUCACAAUCUCUUUUUCUUCACAAUGUCACAAGGCAUCUUUCAAUUGACUCUUCAAACAAAUCAGUGAUUUGAAAAACAUUUGUCCUUUCAACUGCUGGGCACCGAACAGCAAAUUCUCACUCAGCAUCUGUCCAGCCUUCAAGCACACCUUUACUUUUUGUUUUUUGUCUCUUCUCAUUAGUACAUUGUCCAGUUGGUGAUAUCAGAAUCCUUACAAUAUUUAUAGGAAAUAUAAAUAAUAUGAGUGUGCUGACCCAAGAUGGCUCUGGCAAAGGUUUAUUGUCUGUUUGAGUGGGUCUGUCUGUGUGUUAAACUCAGGAACAAAUGGUUUGUCUGGCAGUAUUAUACGGCAGUGCUUUGUAACAGCUUAAAUAUAGCAAAGGAACUGGCCUUCUGUAGCUAUCUAUAUAUCACUUAGCUGGCUACAUAUAAAAGUAACAUUGUGUAAUGAACAACCAGCGCCGCUUCCUGAAGGGAAUGUUGUUUCCCAUAAGGUAGUCCUUUUUGCAUGCUUCAUUUUGGGAUUUUGUGAGUUUAAGGGCAGGCUUCCCAAGCAGGGAUUAUGCUUGGUUAUGGACACAACAUUCUGAAAUGAGGUUUUUCCUCUAAGUAAAAAAUGAAGACCAGGACUAGGCUUAAUCCCUGUCCCAAAAACCAAUUCUGAAUGUUUGGAUUAGAAAUUCCAUACACCUCAAGAUAUUUUGUGUACCUGUGUGUUUUUGUCUUUUUGUGGUGUUUUACAUGUGUGUAUUUAUUUGUUUGUGGCCUUCUGGUUUUACGGUGUUUUUUGUUUGUUUGGGGAUUUUUUGUGGGUUUUUUUUUUUCUUUUCUUUCUUUCUUCAUUCCAAGUUGGAAAUUGGGUACAGGAUUCCUCUUUCAACUUUUGCACAAUUCCUUUAAGCACUGUGGUCAUUGGAUAUUCCAUUAUUUAUGUAAAAUGUCUUCCGAGGGCAUUUUAGCUUUUCGUUAUGCCUAUGUGUUCUGUUUUUAUUUAAGGCUUGCAGCAAUGGGGAACCAUUUUCUCUAAUCCAGUGAGUGUUUUUUGUUUGUUUCUGAUCAUCUGUUGCAAGCUCUUCCUUAAUCCUUCAUGGUUCGUAUCCUAGUGAAAGGGUUCUGGAGCUGUUGGGAGUUCUCUGCCUAUGAUAAAGCACAGAUAUUUUUAUGGGAAUUCUUCUGCAUCAUGUUUUCUCAAAGGCAAAUUCAUUAUGUAAUGGAGGCAUCCUCCCUAGAUUGUAGCUUUUUUUUUGCCCUGAGGGAAACUAAGAGGGGCAUACAAAACGGGCAUGCCCUCGUGUGGUGCACCUGUUUACUGCCGCCAAUUGUUUCUGGUGUCCGCUCUCAUAAUGAAGCUAACGGACCAAGUGUUGUGCGUGUGAGUACGUUCUGAAGUCUGAAAGACAAAUUAAUACUACGGUUUUGUGUCUGGCCUGCUGGUUUACAAAAAAGAUUACUGUGAUGAUUUUCAGCACUGCUGAUAAAUUAUGGUGACAAAUGGAAUGAAACUUUUCUUUGAUAAAGACUGUCACUUUGUUGGAAUUUGAACAAAGUUACAAAAUGGAGAGGGGGCUUAAGUACUAAACAUACUAAAUGAUUGAAAUUACUGACAACUUGCAUUAUCAUUACAUAUGCUUUUUCAAUAAACACUGUAAAAAUAUAAAUUCUCUGCUUAUUUGUUAAAGCUGCUUAGUCAUGCUGUUUUUUUAAGCAUCUUUGCAUUUCAAAUGUGACUGUGUGUGUUCAGCAAUUUUGUGAAGAGGCAGUUCCCUGACCGGGAAUCAAUCUCAGGCUCUGGUGGUGAGAGCACCAAAUCAUAAUCACUAGACCACCAGGAAUCUGGAUUACCGUCUAGCAGCUGCAGUAGCUCUGUGUAAGCUGACAGGCACAUGGCAUGUGAUUUAGAGCAGUGUUUCUCAACCCUGGUAUUGGAGGUGCCCUGUACAGAACCCUGCUGGUGACAUCCUGUAUAAAUAAAAAUGAGUGGCCAUGACUUAGUAAGGCAUGGGAACAAGAUAAUUAUGUCAUGGCCACGACUUAGUAAGGAGUGGGAACAAGAUCCUAAUGCAUGGCCACGACUUAGUAAGGCAUGAUUUUUCCCAUGACUUACCAAGUCGUGUCCACAACUUUAAUUACCUCAUUGUCACGCCUUACUGAGUCAUGGCCACACAUUAAUACGGUGUGGUCACACAUUAUUUUUAUUCAUACAGCAUGUCACCAGCGGGGCUCCGUAGCCCUGCUUUUAAUAGUGGGUGUGUUAAAACAGGAUAAGCAUUAAAAUGGUCCUACAGGACCAGGCCAGAGAAACACUGAUUCUGAGAAUAGCAUGAAUUAUGAGUGUCUCACUGAUUGAACUAAGGCAGUGCUUCUCUAACCAGUGUGCAGGGACCCCUAGAAGAUCCCACCCUACUCACAACCACACCUAAAGACAGAGGAAAAGUGUGGACCGGCUGGACUUCCCUGAGGACCAGUUGAGAGCUGCUGGUCUGAAUAACACCCCUCAGAUACCCUGGAAUAUGCAGUUGAUUAUCCAGUCCAGAAGGCCUUAGAGGAGGGCCUCUCUUCUCUAUGUGGCAGAUUUCUGCAGAUAUUCUGGCAAAUUACAGCACAUUACAUUGCUUUGUUUUUCCAAGCAAAUUGUGGAUGUUGUCAGUUGUUCAAGAACACUGAUAUAAUUAUAUGUAUUUAGUUGGAUUUUGUGCAGCACAGUCAAUAAAAAUCCUGUAUUCGUAGUUUUUAAGGAUCACUACUGGGUCUUUUUUAGUUCCAACUCAUUAAACCUCAGGGAAAAACUAAGUAUUGUCAUAUUUACUGAGUAUCAUGAAAAUGUCUUUGUGGUGUAAUGUUAUGUUUUUGCAAUAUUGCCCACUCCUAGUCUAGAAGGGGUUGGAUGGCAAGGGAAGAUGCCACUUUCAUAUUUCCAUGCCACAUUGUGUUUAGUACAUUCCAAUACAGCACAAUAACCAACCGAAGAGUGUUGUUGUAAUGUGAUGUGUAGGAGGGGCAAGCAAUUUUCACAAUGGGGAUAUAAGAAAAAUAAACCUGCAAAAAAUAUUGGUAUGCAUUA